This is a messenger RNA of Vidua macroura (Pin-tailed whydah), 1131 nucleotides long. RefSeq names its product OX-2 membrane glycoprotein-like. Lineage: Eukaryota; Metazoa; Chordata; Aves; Passeriformes; Viduidae. The record is from RefSeq and is a predicted model, not a curated record. Gene Ontology annotation, molecular function: cell-cell adhesion mediator activity. Gene Ontology annotation, biological process: negative regulation of macrophage activation; regulation of immune response.
AUGGGGAAUGUCCCUAGAGUAAGAGCAAAGCGUUUAAGAAAGGGGAAGUGGCACUCUGUAUCACUUGCUUGUCUCUCUGAGCGCACAGCUAAAAUGAUGAUGGUCACUUGCCUGCUCUUCUUCAGCAUCUGGACCACUGCUCCAGCCUCUGUGCAGGUGACGAACAGAAAGGUCCAGUCAGUCCAGGCAGGAGGAAAUGUUACUUUUUCAUGCCGGUCAGUCACGAAAGAAGAUGUGAUACAGGUGACAUGGCAGAAGGAGAUGGACGGGACUGAAGACAACAUAGCAACUUACAGUACGAUAAAUGGCCAAAAAAUAGCCAAGGCCUACAUCAGCCAUGUGAGUUUUGCCCACAGCGAGUACCAAGCCUCAGCCAUCUCCCUUCAUGGAGUCACCCUCCAAGAUGAAGGAUGCUACAAGUGCAUUUUCAACACAUUUCCCUCGGGGGCUGUCACUGGCAGGAUGUGUCUCAAGGUUUAUGCCAUCUCGGACCCCAAACUGGAAACUAAGCUUAUACCCAAUCCAGACAAAGCUGAGGACUCUGAGAAAAUGGUGGGGAUGAGCUGCUCAGCAACAGGGAAACCAGCUCCAAAAAUAACCUGGCACCUCCCCAGCAUCCUGCAGCAGAAACCAAGGGAGUACCACAUAAAGUUCAGGAACCAGACCGUGACUGUCAUCAGCAAUUUUACCCACACCCACUCCAAAAUUCUUCAGGAGUACCCCAUCACCUGCAUGAUCCAACACCCUUCUCUAAAUUUGACCCUGGUCCUGCCCACAGACAGCCUGGAGCAGGGUCCAGACAGCAGCAUGGCACCAGCCAUGGCCACUGCCAUUGCACUGGGGAUCCUGGUCCCCCUGAUCUCCCUUCUCCUUCUCACCUGCCUCCUCUACCACUGCCUCAGGCACCUACGUGACCCAGAGAGAAACCCAGCCUGGCCCUGCUGGGUAGGUCUGCCUUUCCUCAGGAUGCUGCAAAAUUCACCCCCACAGGUCUUGGUGCUCAAUACCAUGACCUGGCUCUGCCCAGCCACACGAGGGCUGCCUGCACACUACCCAAGGCAGGCUGAAACUGGGCUGGAGAGGGACACAGGAAUGACCACCCAGCCAGACAGCUGGGAAGGUGAAACCUGA